This is a messenger RNA of Schistocerca cancellata (South American locust), 761 nucleotides long. RefSeq lists its product as uncharacterized. Bases 116 to 424 code for a protein of 102 amino acids. The record is from RefSeq and is a predicted model, not a curated record. Lineage: Eukaryota; Metazoa; Arthropoda; Insecta; Orthoptera; Acrididae. The transcript is spliced from 3 exons.
CUCAUUCUCGGAACGGUUAGUCAGAACUGUAUGAUAACCUUCGUUAGCGGGUGAUAAAACUGUGGUCCUGGUAUAAAUACAGCCCAGAAAACAGUAGUAGGGCAUCCCGAGCACCAUGAAGAUUUCUCUGUUGCUUGUUAUUGCAGCACUCGUCGCUGUGGCGGAGGUGUGCGGUCAGCCGGUGGAAUCGGUAUCUGGGCCACUGGAAGAAAUUCAAAGAUGGAAGAGGGACGACACAGACAAGGAGACCAUAUGCGUCUCGGCAGACAACAAGUUCUACUUGUAUGCUAAUUCGGUGAAGCUAUACACUUGUUACAGCCAGGUCCCGAAAGUUUACGUGGUGAAACCAAAGAGUCUAUGUAAAACAAAUCUGUCAGACUGUCCCAAGAACAAGGACUAUUGCAAGUCCGUUGUCCCAGCUUGAGGAGACUGACUCGUCUACGAUUGGGUGAAGACCAGAUGGCUGGCCUGCUGACUGAAGACAUCUACAAUAUUCAGAGAUUCAGAGAAAGCAAGAAAUCCCAAGAGCGACAGAACUUACCACUUUUUCUAGCAACAAGAACUGGAGGAAUCGACUAAUCCUGAUUCAUGAUAGUUUCUCAUUGCUUCACGACAUGCGAUAAAUCACACCAGCAUUAGAUUUAGGCGAGAAACUGACUCCAAAAACAUGUGUUUAAAAACAUGGUUUUCCCUGUUUUUUUAUCUUUCUGUUGGCCUUGUAAUACUUUUAUACUGACGCAAUAAAACUGUAGUUUCAUGUC